Molecule: messenger RNA, 1339 nt
Organism: Lactuca saligna
Lineage: Eukaryota; Viridiplantae; Streptophyta; Magnoliopsida; Asterales; Asteraceae
Source: the annotation of a GenBank genome assembly
UUUAGUCUUUCCACCUCAAUGUCAUCGAUUACCGCCAUAUUGAAGGAUAUACACAAUUAAUGACCCUUCACUCUCUACCCAGUAAACCCGUUUUUUUGAUCAAAAACCCUAAUCGUUCCUUGAAAUCCUGCAUUUGAUCAUCAUCUCCAAUCGUAAGUUCGAAUACAUGAGUAUGCUCUAAAUGUGGGAAAUCAGGCCAAGAAAUCAGUGUUUUGAUGCAAUUCGGAUUUACGAAGGAUAUCCCACGAUGUUCACUAUUGAGCUCCAUCAUGGAGGGAGGUUCACAAAAUUCCCAGGGAUAAGCUACAUUGAAGGAAAAUUAGACCACGUUGACCUGGUAGACAUGUAUGAAUUCUCUGUGCAUGAGUUGGAUGAGGUGAUGCUAAAGCUUGGUUAUGAGGUACCACCAGUCAUUUACUACCACUAUCAACUGUCAAAUGGAGAUUUGGAGUUUGGUCUUAGAGCUGUAGGGAAUGAUGUUGAUGUACUUAGUCUUGCACAGUAUGAGACACCAGAAUACAAUAAGAAUAGGAGAUUGAGGUUAGUUGAAGGGAGUCAAUCAUGUAGUGCAAUUAUUGGUGAUCAAGGUAUAAAAAUUCAUGAUCAAGGUGCACCUAUUGGUGAUCAAGAUACAAAAGUUCAUGAUGAAGGUGCAAGUCUUAGUGAUCAAGAAUUAAAUACAGAAGUGUUUGAUACCUUUGAUACCCAAGCAUUUCAAUUUGAAGACUUUGAUCCUUUCUUUGAUCAAUAUAAUGUUAAUGAACAUAAUGAUCAGAGUAUGGGAGUUGAUGCAAGACUUGGUGAAGUUCAAUUUGAAAGUGAGGGAGUUUGUGAAGGGCUUGGUGAAGGGUGUAGUAAAGGGGGUAGUGAAGGGAGUGAGGAAGAUAGUGACUUUCUUGAAGAUGAAGAAAAUUAUGUAAGUGAUAUUGAGGUGGACAUGAGUGAUUUCUAUAUGAAUGUUGAUCUAGAUGUUGAUUAUGUUGACAGAGGAAAGGGUGUUGAAACUGAAAAUGAAGAUGUUGAUAUUGAAGAUAUUAAAGAUGUUGAAGUAAUUGAUAAUGAUGAAUGGGACUCCUUAGGUGAAGAUACUGAUGAUGAGAGGAGGAAAGCAAUAUUAAAACAGAUGGUGAAGGAGAAGAAGUGCUCUUUUGGUGAAGUCCAUGCAGUUACUUUUCAAGUGGGUCAAAAGUAUAAAAAUAAAAAGGAAAUUAAGGACAAAGUCAACAAACUUGCCACUCAGACUAGAUGGAAUCUUGGGUUCAAGAAAAACGACAAAACAAGGCUUAGGGUUGUGUGUAAAGGUAAUGUACCUAAUGUAAAUGCAAGUGGGGGUAGGUAA